Molecule: messenger RNA, 9773 nt
Organism: Alligator mississippiensis (American alligator)
Lineage: Eukaryota; Metazoa; Chordata; Crocodylia; Alligatoridae
Product: protocadherin alpha-8-like
Exons: 1
Coding region: 1000-3618 (872 amino acids)
Biological process (GO): homophilic cell-cell adhesion
Cellular component (GO): plasma membrane
Molecular function (GO): calcium ion binding
Source: RefSeq, a predicted model, not a curated record
UGGGAUCCUCUGUCUUGGCGUCCUCCUUGCCCUUGGUGUGGUCAUGCUGAUUGCCCUGUGUCCGGCACCUUCAGUUCCGUGAGAGAGAAUCCGCUGGUGCCUCGUGUGUCUGCAGCCGCAGCCUGAGGUCGUCACAGCCGGGAGAGCCCACUGCCGCGAAAGGAAAUGAAGGGAUGUUUCCCGUUCAUGGGAAACGCGGCGGCUGCAGCGAAAUCCGGCGCGGCGGCAACUGCUGGAAAGCGGUUCAAGCCGGGCAGCGGCUUCCUGCUGACUGCGGACCCCUGUAGGGAUCCUGGCUGUAUUUUCAGGGAAAGCGGUCCCUCAUCCCCUCCUCCCGCCUCCUCCCGCCCGCACGGACAGGAAACCUUCGGUGUUUAGAGGUUUCUAAACGUCCUUCGCCGAUGCCACUUCAACACCUAGCGGAAAGGCAUUCCUGCUCCUCUCACCUCACAAAUAGACAGACCAGGGAAUCUGGAAGGAGGCUGCUUAGAUAAACGAGGGCCAGCUCUCCUUCUCUGCGGAGCAAUACCCACAGCCUUUCCUUUUCAACAGGACCGCAUAAAUGUAAAGGAAUACGCUCAUGUUUACAACCGUCAGAGUUGUAGCAGGUGACAAUGAAGGGAAGCGUUAAUCAAUAUAUUAGAAAUGAAAAUAUGAUCAGCGUUUAAAGCCUGGGCCCCGUUAAUGAUUUUACAAUACAAAAGAGCACUGAAGUAUGAAUCGGGAUGGGCAGCGUCAUUCACAACAGGGCAAGAGAAAUACAGGAAGACCGGUGCAAUUUCCAAAAGGCAUUAAAAUGUUAGGACACAGGGUGUCGCUGUUCACCGCAAAAAAUAUCUUAAGUGGGAAGGGAAAACGCAGCUCCUCCCUUAUUCCGAGUUGAUAGUUCAGUCCGAGUGCAGGGGAGGAUGGCGGAAUAAUUCCGGAGGCCAUUACAGUCGGUGUCCUGGAUUACCAGCCACGCAAGAGCCAUUUGGUGUAACACCGCUCGGACCUGCCAUGUCGGCGCCCAGACUAGGCGGCCCGGCGGGGAGGCAGCUGCUGCGUCUGGUGCUGCUGCAGGCGGCCUGGGCGGCGGGGAGCGGCCCGCUGCAGUACUCGGUGCCGGAGGAGGCCAAGGCCGGCACGCUGGUGGGUCGCCUGGCCCAGGACCUGGGGCUGGAGGCCGGGGAGCUGGCGGCGCGGAGGCUGCGGCUGGUGUGGAAGGGCGGGCGCGACUCGCUGGAGGUGAAGGCGGAGAGCGGGGCGCUGGUGGUGCAGUCGCGGCUGGACCGGGAGGAGCUGUGCGGCCAGAGCGCGCGCUGCGCCCUGCACCUGGAGGUGCUGGUGGACAAGCCGCUGCGGGUGUUUCACGUGGAGGUGGAGAUUCAGGACAUCAACGACAACGCGCCCGUGUUCCCGAUAAAUGAGGAAUCUUUAUUUAUUGCCGAAUCGAGACUGCCGGGCUCGCGCUUCCCACUAGAAGUCGCGUCUGAUGCGGAUAUCGGCAUUAACGCCCUGCUCAGCUACAAACUCAGCCCCAGCGAAUAUUUCUCUCUGGAUGUACAGAAUAAAAAUGAGAAACGUCAGUCCGCAGAACUUGUGCUAAGUAAGUCUCUCGACCGCGAGGAGACCCCCGUGCACCACUUGCUCCUGACGGCGACUGAUGGGGGCAAACCGGAGCUGACGGGCACUGUUCAGCUGGUGAUCACGGUGCUGGACGUGAACGACAACGCGCCCGUGUUCAGCCAGGCGGUUUAUGAAGUGAGUUUGCCGGAGGACGCAGCUAACGGGACCUUAGUCAUAAAUCUGAACGCCACAGACUUGGACGAAGGGGUUAAUGCGGAGGUGCGUUAUUCGUUCAGGAGCUUGGUCGGAUCCAGGGUAAAAGAAAAAUUCAGCAUAGAUUCGCGCAGCGGAGAGAUCAAAGUGAAAGGAGCAUUGGAUUUCGAGGACAUGAAUCUGUAUGAAAUUCACGUCCAGGCCGCGGAUCAGGGUCAAGCUCCCCUGUCCGGACACUGCCGCGUUGUGGUGGCGCUUGUGGACGUGAACGACAACGCGCCGGAGCUGUGGGUGACGCCGCUGUCGGUGCCGGUGGCGGAGGACGCGGCGCCGGGCACGGUGGUGGCGCUGAUCCGCGCGCGGGACCGGGACUCGGGCGCCAACGGGGCCGUGACGCUGUGGCUGCGGCCCGAGGCGCCGUUCCGGCUGGUGUCGAGCUUCCGCGACUCCUACUCGCUGGUGCUGGCCGAGGCGCUGGACCGGGAGCGCGUGGCGGCCUACGAGGUGGAGGUGCGGGCCCGCGACGCGGGGGCGCCGGCGCUGGGGGCCAGCAGCCGCCUGGCCGUGCCGGUGGCGGACGUGAACGACAACGCGCCCGCCUUCGCGCAGGCCGUGUACACGGCGUUCGUGCGGGAGAACAACGCGCCGGGCGCGGCGGUGCUGACGGUGCGGGCGCGGGACGCGGACGCGGGCGAGAACGGCGCCGUGAGCUACUCGGUGGCGGGGGGCGGCGCGCAGGGCAGGCCGGCGUCCAGCCUGGUGGCGGUGGAGGCGGCGAGCGGGCGCGUGCGGGCGCUGCAGCCGCUGGACUACGAGGAGGUGCAGGUGGUGGAGUUCGAGGUGCGGGCGCAGGACGCGGGCUCGCCGGCCUUGUGGGGCCGCGCCACGGUGCAGCUCUUCGUGCUGGACGCCAACGACAACGCGCCGGCCGUGUGGGCGCCGGCGGCGGGCGCGGCGCCCCUGCUGGUGCCGCAGUCGGCGGGCGCGGGGCAGGUGGUGGCCAAGGUGCGCGCCGUGGACGCGGACUCGGGCUACAACGCGUGGCUGCGCUACGAGCUGCAGGAGCCGCGCGGCGCCGGGCCCUUCCGCGUGGGGCUGUACAGCGGCGAGGUGCGCACGGCGCGGCCCCUGGACGAGGCGGACGGGCCGCGCCACAGCCUGGUGGUGCUGGUGCGCGACCACGGCGAGCCGGCGCUCUGCGCCACGGCCACGCUCAGCGUGUCGCUGGUGGACAGCGCGCAGGCCUCGGCCGCGGCGGCGGGGGCGGCCCGAGCGGCGGCGGCGGCCGGAGCGGCGGCGGCGGCGGCGGCCGGGCCCGACGGGCCGCUGUCGGAGCUGAACGCCUACUUGAUCCUGGCCAUCUGCGCCGUGUGCGGCCUCUUGGUGCUGGCGCUGGGGCUGGCGGCGGCGCUGCGGUGGCGGCCGCGGGCGGCGGUGCUGUGCGGCCCGGGCCAGGCGGCGCUGGUGUGCGCCAGCGAGGUGGGCAGCUGGUCGUACUCGCAGCGCCACAGCCGCCAGCUGGGAGGCGGCGAGGCGGCGGGCAAGGCCGACCUCAUGGUGUUCAGCCCCGGCUGCCCGCCCGCCGCCGCCGCCGGCAGUGCGGACAAGAAGACGGGAGGCGGCGGCGCCGGCCCGGAUGGAAGCGCAAUGGUGAGAUGUCUUUAUUCGCCUCUUUCCUUGCACGGCUCCCAGAUUGCUUCCCCUCUCCCGGAGCGCGCCUCAGGCGGAGCGGCUUCUCCCGCGUUUCGCUCCAUGGUUGCAUUGAUCAUUUGCUUGAGAUUUCCGUUGUAUGUUUGCAGAUUAAUGCUCCAACGCAAAACCCUACAGAGUAAAUUUUACCAUGUGGCCUUUCCUUAGAAGAUCUUUUGACCCCCGUUGUCCUUAAAUGUUUCUUGGAAGGAAGGCGUUCCAAUUUUCAGCCUUGAUCAGAGGCCCCAUUCUUGUGUUUUGUUAAUUCAUUGGUUGAUUGAUUGAUUGAUUGAUUGAUUGUUGCCGGAGAGCGGCCACGUGGUGUUCCUUAGAAAGAGGCGAUCACUCUUUCUACUUCGAGCAGAGUAAUAAUUAUUCUUGCGGGUUCAUUUUCUCUGAUGAGGACCCAUAAUAUACACAUUGAAGAAAGUUGCUUGUAUUUAUGUAAUGGGUUAUUGGAGCUUAUUUUUUUUACAAAGAAAGUGUCAAUCUUAAUUCCUUAUUAUUAGACCUCACUUGUUCCCAACUGGUAGGUUGUGUACCAGUUACCUGUAUUUUAUAUUUUCCUGUGCAAUGGUUCUAAUGCAAGUUAUCAGAUACACGUCUUGUCCUUUUUUUCAGUUUCCCAGAAAGUCUAUUCCUUCUUAGUAUCCGUUAGCAGUGCGUUGCAGAGGUAGCUUGUGUGUGGUCUAAACCUCAAUUUUCUUCCUCAAUUUUAUCUAAUAUCACCUCCCUCUCAUAUUUCAGAAGACUUCUCUGUCCUUUGUGUGAAUUAUGCAUGUGCCCUCAUCCUGAGUUCUUUGCCUUAUUUCCUCCCUGAGCAGCCUUACUCAUUUUAGUAUUUCUUCCUGUAGAAAUCUUUUUAUGAUGAUGUAUUUUUUGCCUGGGUUUUUGAGGCCCUGUUUUAAACUGAAUUUUCCCAUUGAAAAUUUGAACCGAAAUACUGUUGAUUGAAAUCCUACUUUCAGUGGUUAUUGUUAUGUUUUAGGUAGCCAUGUAGAUGCUACCAUGUAGCAUCUACAUGGUAGAUUAGAUUAGGCUACGGCUGAGAUGCUUUGUCAGCUGCUUUUAAGUUAUGCUUGCAUCUGCGAGAAAGUAGAAAUUAUUACCACAGUGAAAUAGUUCUAAAUUUACCUUUCCCUGGAUAAUGUAAGUGUCAGAAUAAUUUUCUAAUUACACAAACACUAAAAAAGUUAACACAAGCUGACACUUUUUUUGCAUAACUGAUUUGCAAGACAACCAGCUAUAGCAGAGAAAUGCCUCUGAAGGCAUUAAAAUUAAAUGACAGUUACUUUUGUUUUGAGCUAGUACUUGAAGACGUAACCAAAGCAUAAGUUUGCUAUUGGUAGUGAACCAAUGGCAGAGUUAUUCCUGAAACAGCCGUACAAUAACUACUCUUCCCAUUUUUUAACCUGUCUACUUCAUCGAUACAUUUUAGGUAAUAACAUUUGUGGAAGAAAGUAUUAGAGAUUUUUAUGAUAAUGGGUUUCUGUUUCAGAAAAUAUUGCAGUUCUCUGCCUGCUGUCAACUAAUACAUAUGAUAGGAUCCAAUAUAAAAUGCUUCAGUGUUUGCCUUUUUUGUCUUGGUCGUUUAAUCUAGUCCAACCCUUCCUUAAAGCAGGACCAGCCCCAACUAGAUCAUUCCAGGCAAAGCGUUGUCUAGCUGGGUUUUGAAACCCCACAGGGAUGGAGCUUCCACCACCUGUCUGGGUGACCUGUUCCAGUGUUUUACUAUCUCUCUUAGUGAGAAAAUUCUUCUGAAUUUCUAACCUAAACUUUCCUUCCUGCAACUUGAGACCAUUGCUCCUUGUUCUGUCAUCUCCCACCACUGAGAACAGUCUAGCUCCACACUCCUUUGAACCCCCCUUCAGGUAGUUGAAGGCUGCUAUUAAGUCUGCUCUCAGUCUCCUCCUCUCUAGACUAAAUAAACCCAGUUCUCCUAGUCUUUCCUCAUAAGAUAUGUCCCCAAACCCCUCACCAUUUUUGACCCUCCACUGGACUCUCUCCCAUUUGCCUACAUCCUUUUUGUAGUGGGGAGUUCAACACUGAACACAAUAUACCAGAUGUGGCCUCACAAGUGCUGAAUAGAGGGGAAUAAUUACUUCCCUUGAGUACUUGCAAAACACCUACAAAUGAAGCCCAGUAUGCCACUGGCUUUUUUUUUUGGCAACUGGGGCACACUUCUGGCUUAUAUUCAGUUUACUGUCCACUGUAACCCCCAGGUCCUUUUCUGCAGAGCUGCUGCCCAGCCAGUCAGCCCUCAGCCUGUACUGGUGUACAGGAUUGUUCCAUCCUAAGCGCAGGACUUUGCACUUGUCCUUGUUGAACCUCAUGAGGUGCCUUUUGGCCCAAUCCUCCAAUUUGUCUUGGUCACUUUGCAUCCUAGCCCUACUCUCCAGUGUAUCUACUACCCCCCACCCCAGCUUGGAGUCAUCUACAAACUUGCUGAGGAUGCACUCUAUGCCAUCUUCCAGGUCACUGAACGCAUUGAACAAAGCUGGCUCAGGACUGACCCCUGGAGCACUCCACUUGAUACCACAUUCAGCCAUCCAUUAAUGCACUUUGAGCCUGAUGCUACAGCCAGCUUUCUAUCCACCUUGCAACCCAUUCAUCCAGACCAUAUAUCCUGAGAUUGCCUGUGAGAAUGUUAUGGGCAACCAUAUCAAAAGCCCUGCUAAAAUCAAGAUACACCACAUCCACCAAUCUCCUCGCAUCCACAGAGCCAGUCACCUCAUCAUAGAAGGCAAUCAGGUUCAUCAAGCAUGACCUGCCCUUGGUGGAUCUAUGCUGACUGUUCCUAAUCACCCCUUUCUUACGCAAAUGCUUAAAAAAUGGAUUCCUUUGAGGAUCUGCUCCAUGAUAUCUCCAGGGACUGAAGAGAAGCUGAGUGGUCUGUAGUUCCCUGUAUCCACCUCCUUCCUUUUCUUAAAGAUGGACACUAUAUUUUCCCUUUUCCAAUCCUCUGGGGACAUCUCUGAUUGCCAUGAUUUUUCAACGAUAAUGGCCAGUGGCUCUGCAAUCACAUCAACCAGCUCCCUCAGCAUCUGCCAAUGCAUUUCAUCUGGCCCCAUGGAUUUGUACAUUUCUGACUUCUCUAAAUAAACUUCAACUUUUUCUUUCACCACUGAGGGCUUCUUACCUUGUCCUAAAAAUGCUCUGCCUGGUGUAGUAGUUUGGAAGCUGACCUUGCCUGUGAAGACUGAGGUAAACAAGGGAUUCUCUACUUAUAAAUCAGUGCUCCUGAAUAACUGGGUAUUUCCCUUGAGUAUGAAAGAGGUACUUCUGUCUCCACAUAUUUGUUAUCAUGCGAUCAUCCAUACAAACAUACAACUUGUUUACAAAAGUAGCAUUCAUGGGUUUGAAAUUCCAGAGAUACCUAAUUUUGAACAAUUUUCUUUGUACUGAGAAUAGAACUUGGCAGUUACUUUUUCUUACAAUUUUCAUGGUAAAGAGUACAGAUGUUAUUCUUUUCCUAAAUAUUGACUGUUUCUCAGAGCCAUGUGUUAGAACACAAAAAUUGCUUUAACUCUUUGUGCAGUGCAUACCUGUGUUUCUAGAAAGAUGAGUCUUUUAAAAUUCCCAUGUUUUUUAAAAACUCCGUAGCCUAGAGUAUUAUUUAAAAUAUAAUUUUGCCUCCUAAGGGUGACUGGAUAUGGUAAAAGAUUGGUCUACUAGAUAUUUGAUGCUAGAUCGUUAUAUUUGUUUUACAUUUUUAUAUUGUUCAGUCUCUUGAUUGUGACAAUUAUCAUACUGCCCUGGAGAGUUUUUUUGUACCAGACUGUAGACCUGUUUCAUUUUAAGCCUCCCAUAAUUUGGGUUUCUUUGUAAUCCAUCCAUAUAAUUUUAAAAUGACAUUCCCAGGUCUUGAAGACACACACAUUUUUUUUGUAAAGUAAUUUUCUUCCUUCCAUCUUGUCUGCUUGCCUGUCUGCUUUAACUUACAGUAUUCAUUGUUGUGCAUAGGAUUCAUUAGUAUAUUUUGCAUCCUUGCCUUAAUCCCCUUUGGGGAAUGGAACUCCAGCUGCAAUAGAUUAAAAAGAACAUUGCUUGGUGUGGUAACAUAGUAUUUCCUUUUCUUUGAAAGCUGGAUCCAUAUAGCAGGGAACCCAAUCCGGUCAAAUACUUCUACACAACACUAUCAAAAGCUUUUUCAUGCUUCUAGUGGUGGGAAAAUCAGAGAUUUCUAUUGUUCUGUAAGGAUUCUAGAGUUUGGCUUCAUAGCUGCUUUUCCUUUUUCAUUCCUAAGUGCUGGGGUUAUGUAGCUUGAUGAUAUAUAUUGUAAUAUGUUGAGUAGUCUCUUUCUUUCUUUCAGUUCAAUUUAUAGCCAUACAGAAGGUGAAAGAGGGCUAUUUUUCUUGUCUCAAGUAUAGCCUGCAUGUUAGUGCCUUUCAUACAGAUUUCCAGGACUGGUUAAUGAAAGAACUUUACUAUCAUUUUAAUUGAAUGCCAGGUGUGUUGUAAGUCUUCCAUGUGUUUACCUUCAUCCAUAUUUUCUAGAGGAGUAGUAUGGAACAUUAUCAUUUUAAAAUUAUUUACUCAGUCUGGAUAGGGUUUCUCAUAGGUAAAAUGUCAGAUUCCAGUUCUUAGUAUAAAGAUUUCUUGCUCCUUUUCCUAAGUAUUAAUUCAGCUGGAGCAUGCUCUGACAAUAUAAUCUAUCCUAUAUAUGUACAAGUGUUUGUUGAAAGAUGGAUUAGUGACCACAAUAUACCUUCUUGUGAAUGUUAUAGAGUGGAGAAUAUAAUAAAAAUAAGUCAUAUUCAUGGAAGACUUUAAUCCUAUUCUUGUCAUGUUCUAAAGAAAUCUUACAGUUUUGUAUUUUUCUUGUGUUUAAAAUUCUGAAUGAUGGUAGAAUUACUUAUGUUUUCUUUUCUUUUAUUUGACAGUGUCUAGAAUCAUAGACUAUUCAGUUUGAUGUUUGUGAUGUAAGGUGAUGGUGGGGUGGUGACUUGGAGUAACCCAGUCUUAUUCUUGUUUUGCCAGUUAAACAUUUGAUGAUAAGGAGUCUUCCAGUAAUACCUGUAAUUUGAUCUAUUUUUUUAAAUCUUGUUAUCUUGGAUAAAGGACAAAUGUUCUUUCAAUUCUGGCAGAAGCAUAGCAAUAUCAAAAGUAUUUGCUUUUUGAGAUCAGUACCGAGUUCUUGAUUCUAUCCCAAUCAGUUGCCUGCACUAUUCCACAGUCUUUUAAUAGAAUUACAGCUCCUAUCUAACACAGUUACGUCCACUGUUUUUUAAUAGAGAUACAAUCACUGCCUAAAAACAUGGAACCCCAAUGCAUUUGCAUGAUCAUUUGUUAAUUUAAUAUCAUUAUUGUAUGAAACCACACUAUCUCUGGAUUUUGCAGAAGAAAGGAGUAUUUUAAGAUGUGUGAAAGAAAAUAUAUUCCUAAAGAACCAUAGUGAUAUAGACCUUCUGAAGGUUUUUUGUUGAUUCUGGUGAUUCUUUGACUCUCUGCCAUAUGUUUCCUGCUUCUAACCUACCUUGUUCUACCUAGUUUGACACUUCUGGGUUCAUGUCUUUUAUCUGAGUUUGGGCAUAUCUUAUUAAUUAUUAUAUUUUAAUGAUGACAUUAAUAAAAGUGGUGUCAAAGAGAAAACAAUAGGAAGACAUGAAAUACUAACAAAGAAACAAAUAUGUAAAAAAUUGUUGGUAUAGUUAGGGAAAACACCUUUAUAUUUACACACUUUUCAUAAGGUCAUGAAGAGUUUUAAAAGUUUGGAAUAUUACAGUCAUGUUUUGCAACAAUGGGCUUUGUUGUGAUCUAGAUUUUCCUGUAAAAAUAUGGUAUUCAUCCAUACAAGAAAAUGUGCUUAAGACAAUAAUAAUGAUACUAAUACCUAGCUCAUAGGUGGGACUUCCCAUGAUGAUGAUGGUGGUGAUGAUGAAGGGGAGGAGGGGUUAGUGAUGAGCAAUAUAUAAAAUUCCUGAUUUAAUUUGAAGAUUAAUGGACAGCUCAACAGUUGCUUCCAUCUUUUCUGGUUUUGAAUAGCAUAAUUUAUGUGACCCAUUAUUUCUGUCUGUUUUAUGAUCACUACAAAUGUUUUUGAGAGUGCCCAGUUUAUUUUGUGCUUACAAUGAACCGGGAUGUGUGGAGGAAAAAGAGAAGAAAAGAUGGAUCUUAUACAGAGGGGAGAUGACGUGUGGAAGGGGAAAGAACUGGAAGACAGAAGGAGAGGAGAUACAGGCUAUAUUGUAUUCCUCAUUUGCUGGGUGCCAUGGUUAAGACACCUGUGUUUGAUUGAUGAGUACUCAAAACUAGAGCUAAAGCCAAUGGAAGCCUGUUUAAAAUUUAUAAAGUGCUGUAAAACAUUAAAUUCUUAAAACACA